AUGUCGUCUGGAUCUCGGUUAUCUAUUUAUAAAAAAUCGUCUAUUUAUGAACGUAACUUAAACCGUACAAAGGGCACAGAGAUAAAUCUGUCAGCUUUUUCGUUUUUGUUUAGUGAAAUAAUUAGGUAUACACAAAAAAGGGCUCAAGGAAUUUAUGAGUUAGAAAAAAAACUUAAUAUUCAAGGGUACAGAGUUGGUCAGAAGUUAUUGGAAUUAAUUACAUGGAGGGAAAAAAAUUCUAAAAGAGAAAUAAGAGUUUUGGGAAUUUUGCAAUUUAUUUUUUCAAAUAUAUGGAAAGCCGUUUUUAAUAAACAGCCUGAUGCUCUUGAAAAAAGUAAAGAAAAUGAAGAUGAAUAUAUGAUUAUAGAUAAUGAGCCUAUGGUAAAUAAAUAUAUAUCUGUUCCAAAAGAAAUGGCACAGCUUAAUUGUGCAGCGUUUGUUGCUGGUAUUGUUGAAGCUAUUAUGGAUGGAUCGUGUUUUCCUUCAAAAGUAACAGCACAUUCAGUUCCAACACACGCAUUUCCUAGCAGAACAGUAAUACUUAUUAAAAUUAAUGAAAGUGUUUUAGAAAGAGAAAAAUAUUUGAAAUAA
Molecule: messenger RNA, 591 nt
Organism: Pneumocystis jirovecii RU7
Lineage: Eukaryota; Fungi; Ascomycota; Pneumocystomycetes; Pneumocystales; Pneumocystaceae
Product: TRAPP subunit TRS31
Exons: 4
Coding region: 1-591 (196 amino acids)
Biological process (GO): endoplasmic reticulum to Golgi vesicle-mediated transport
Cellular component (GO): TRAPPIII protein complex; TRAPPII protein complex; TRAPPI protein complex
Source: RefSeq, a predicted model, not a curated record